AUGCUACCCUGUGCACAAAAUGACGCACCCGCUACAAAGCUUGAAGAAGGGGUGGCCACCAUAAAGACUAGUCAACUCGCUAUUGCAAAGUUCCCGACUGAGGGGUCCUCUAUACCAACUCUGACACGACCGGAAAACUGUUCCAGUUUAACUCGAUCCCUUUUGAAGAAGAAACUGAAAUUAAAUCCCUUCUCAAAUGAGACAGCCCUGGGAACGAUACUUCGUGGAUCGACAUCUGCUGGAGGGGGUACCACCAUGACUACUACAACCGGGCCGCCGUCAUUUGUUCCCUGGGGACCUUCAAUAUCUGGUAUCGGUCUAUGUCUUGCGAAAGUAGGCUUGAGUGCAAUUUUAUUGAGCAUCCCUAUUACAAUUGUCAUUGUUUGUGCCUGGAUUGGGAAAGUGUACCAUUUUGAUCGGUCGGAAGAGCAACAGCGCAGAAGGGCGCAGCUUCUUUGGGCUGGGUGGGCUUGGUGGCUACCAAGAAACCUCAGCCCGACUCUUUUGACAGGAUUAGCUCUCCUUGGGCAACCAAGUCCUUGGAGAGUACGCAUCAUCACUACUGUAGUAUUUUUCAGCGGAGAGUUGCUCAUUUUUUGGGGAUUUGGGACUUAUGUCACGAAUGUUCCUGUGGCGGUUUCGUUGAUCAUGUUCCCAGUGGGGACAAUCUGCGCCGGUUACUUUAUCGCGUUCAACGCCCAUCUGAGAAACCUCCCGAUGCGCGUACGAAUUCCGAGAGCGCUCUUAGAGUGUGUUAGCUAUACCUUUUUUGCAGCCGCUUCUUGGCUCCUCUUUUGUGGAGCAACGUACCUUGCAGGAUCUGCGACAAGCAGCAUUGGCUCCCAAGCCCUUAAUGUGAUUUUCAACGGACUGAUUUACCCCAUUGUUAGACACAUCCUUUUACACGGCUAUGUGGCCUUUACACCUGCGUUAGGAACAUAUCUUGACCAAGCCCCGGAAAACAUGAUGUAUCUCCGUCACCUUGGGUAUGAUGCCCAUUACAGUGUUGUGGGUCUGAUGAACAUGCUCCGCGGACCGUCAAAGAUCAGUUUCUUUCUUGCAACCAUUGCAGAUGGUGGAUUGGAAAUGAUUUGGAGGACUUUAGAGGCAGAGAGGCGUAGGAGAUGGAUAGCAGGACUAUGGUCGGCGAGCGGAGAGCAUGCUGUGAAAGAGCGGAUUGUCGAGGAGGAAAGCGAACAUGUGCAAAAAGUUCUGAGUACGAAUAUGGAAGAAGAGGACAAACGGAGUGUAGAUGCAUCCCCCCAGAGAGCAAGUAAAUCCCAAUCUCGAAAAUCGAGACAUUCGGUUCAGUCACAGCAGUCAGUUCCAGCAUCCCCCGUUAUCCUCCAGAGCCAACUCAGUACGGCCAACAUAUGGUGGGCGCGCGAGCGCAUUUCCCGUAUGGUUGCUGAUGCUCUCGCUCGUUUAUCAGCUCUAGUUGCCACAAUCUGUUUCUCCACUGUUAGCUCGCACCCUUACCAACCAAAUAUAUCCACAGACGCAGUCUGUGAUCUUAAACGGGGCGGUAUAAUUCACCUCGGGUGCUGCAUCCUGGAAGAACGCCUUGUGAAAGGAGUUGCGUAUGGAGACUGUGUUAGGAUGGGCGUACCAAGACUGAGAGCCGGUAUUGCGUUUUCAAUUAUUUUGCUGGUUAUGGUUAGCUCUGUUGCGCCGUUUUUGGCUGUUAGAGCUGGAUUAUUUGCUGGUGAAAAUGGAUGUGCUGGCGACGUAUGGAUUUAG
This is a messenger RNA of Spizellomyces punctatus DAOM BR117, 1740 nucleotides long. RefSeq lists its product as uncharacterized. The record is from RefSeq and is a predicted model, not a curated record. NCBI's taxonomy places the organism in Eukaryota, Fungi, Chytridiomycota, Chytridiomycetes, Spizellomycetales, Spizellomycetaceae. Bases 1 to 1740 code for a protein of 579 amino acids. The transcript has 4 exons.